Molecule: messenger RNA, 935 nt
Organism: Cercospora beticola
Lineage: Eukaryota; Fungi; Ascomycota; Dothideomycetes; Mycosphaerellales; Mycosphaerellaceae
Source: RefSeq, a predicted model, not a curated record
AGUGGACACCCGGACCGUCGUGCAGAUCAGAGGAGUCGUCGUGCAUCCGGCAGGUCAAGAUUGGAUGGCUAUGUGAACAAUUGUGGGCUGAUCGCGCAAUUCUUGCAGUGGUGUUGCACAAAUUGAAUGCAUAAUGCAGAGCGAGAACUCGUUGUGCAGAAGAGCUAUAGAGCUCAGCUAUUGGCCAGCUGUAUAUGCCCGUUCAGGGCUUGGUGGGUCUACGAACGAUCCUGGCCUCAGGGCUUCCAGCUUCUUGGCAUUGAAGAGACUCUUUGCAGAGUGGAUGAAUGUCCAGUUGGUUUGGCAAAGUCUCUCAGAGAGCAUUCGCUGAAGCGCAUCAAAGCAACAAGUCAAUGCCCGCCAUGGAAGCCAAGAUAGACUCGAUCGAUGAGCCAUCACCAUGCCCGACAACGGAAGAACUCGAUCAGAUCUGGCGCUGGAACGCCGAAGUCCACGAGUCCAUCUCUGCAUGCGUGCACGACAAGAUCGCAGCGAACAAGCCAGACGCGUUGGCUGUGCACGCUUGGGAUGGCGACUUGACAUAUGCUCAGCUCAAUGCAUUCGCAGACCAGCUAGCGGUCAGGCUUAUUAGCAUAGGAGUAGCGCCGAGGUCAAACAUUCCCCUGCUGUUCUCGAAGUCGAAAUGGGCUUGUGUAGGUAUGCUGGCCGUCAUCAAAGCUGGAUGUGCCGCUGUCACGCUCGAUGCCAAUCAUCCCGAUGCUCGCUUGCGUUCGAUAGUCGAGCAAUUGCAGCCCAGUCUGCUUGUAUGCUCUGCUGGUCAUCAGGAGCGAGCGUUAGGUUUGGGCGUCGAAGAAGUGGUUCUGAUUGACGAGAACUGCUUCGAAACGCGGGGCGGGCUCGACGACGAAUCUCCAAGCCUGCCAAAGGUCAGCCCGACAGAUAUCGUGUAUAUCUCGUUCACUUCGUAUGUUUGA